GCUUCGCUUUUACUUAUGGCUUGAGGUGUACUACCACCGUGCAGCGGUUCUUUAACAUUAGCUCGUUGCUAACCGUCAACGAGCCAGAACAGAGAAUGCUAACUAGCUCAAACUUAGCUAACGUUAGCUCUCAAAUGGGUAUUCACCAAAUGCAGUGCAGUAACCCGGAUCUUUACAGUGUUCUCAGCCACAAGCAAGGCUGAAGCACGCCGGGACACGGGGGAGGACAUGUAACCGCCCGGGCUGAGAUUCGGCGUGUAUUCGGCACCAGUGGGGCAACAGUAACCAGCAGACCAGUCAAACGUUACGUAACUAUUCUGCAGCUGACCUUGACCCCUGACCUCCCCAUGGAAAGUUAAAGACCCAGCCAUUCCGUUUGUGUAAAUAGCAUAUUGACCCUGAAUACCAGCCCAGACCGAUUGGAGAAUUGAAUGCCGCUGUGGUCAGCAUGGCCUCCAGCUUCGCUCCUCCAAAACUGUCCGACUUCAUCCUCACGGAGCGGCUGGGCAGCGGGACCUACGCCACAGUCUACAAAGCCUACAGGAAGGGGGACAGUCGGGAGGUGGUGGCGGUGAAGGUGGUCGGGAAGAAGACUCUCAACAGGGCGUCUACAGAAAACCUGCUCACGGAGAUUGAAAUCCUCAAGACGAUGCGCCACCCUCACAUAGUCCAGCUGAAGGACUUUCAGUGGGAUGCCGAGAAUAUUUAUCUGAUCAUGGAGUGGUGCUCUGGUGGAGAUCUUUCCUGCUUCAUACGCAGCCGCAGGAUUUUGCCUGAGAGGGUGGCCCGGCGCUUCCUGCAACAGAUAGCCUGCGCCCUCCAGUUCCUUCAUGAGCGAAACAUCUCCCACCUGGACUUGAAACCUCAGAACAUUCUGCUCAGCGGCUCCGUCCUGAAACUAGCAGAUUUCGGUUUUGCCCAGUACAUGUCACCAUGGGAUGAGCAGAGUGUCCUGAGAGGGUCCCCUCUUUACAUGGCCCCUGAGAUGGUGUGCCGGCGGCAGUACGACUCCAGGGUGGACCUCUGGUCAGUCGGGGUCAUUCUCUAUGAGGCACUGUUUGGGCGAGCACCUUUCGCAUCAAGGUCGUACGCUGAAUUGGAGGAGAAGAUCCGGAGUAACCAACCUGUCGAGCUCCCUCCAGGGGUCGGGGUAUCCAAGGACUGCAGAGACCUUCUGCUGCGGCUGCUGGAGAGGAACCCAGAUGCCCGGAUCACCUUCGCCGAGUUCUUCGGCCACCCUUUCGUGGACAUGGAGCACAUGCCGAGCGCCGAUAGCCUGGUGAAAGCGAAAGAGCUGGUGACGCAGGCCGUUCAGAAGGACCAAGAGGGGGAGUGGGCCGCCGCACUUUCCUUUUACUGCAGCGCCCUGGAGCACUUUGUCCCCUCCAUCCACUAUGAGAUGGACCAACAACGUAAAGCCGCCCUCAGGCAGAAGGUCCGCCAGUAUGUGUCCAGAGCCGAGGAGCUGAAGGCCCUGGUGGCCUCGGACAACAGGCUGAGCUUUGAGGAGGCGCGCACCGCCAGGGACGUCCUCCGAGAAAUGUCUCGAGACCAACCUCGGCUACUGGCUGCUCUGGAGGUGGCCUCCGCUGCCAUUGCUAAGGAGGAGAGCGGAGGAGAUGAUCUCGAGGCCCUGGACGUGUACCAACAGUGUUUAGGAGAACUGCUGUUGGCGCUAGCAGCCGAGCCCCAGGGCCGCAGGAGGGAGCUGCUCCACAGCGAGAUUAAGAGCCUCAUGACCAGAGCUGAAUACCUCAAAAAGCACAUCAAGAUGCAGGAGACUCAGAGGGAUGCGUCUCUGGACCGAGAACAUCUGGCGGACUCCGUCCGAGGCUCUUGCUGUCUGCAGUAAACUGCACGGCCACCAGGGGAAUCUGGGCCGGGAGCCCGAGCGGAGCAUCACGCUGCCUUCACCUGACCAGGUUUCUGUCGGGGCCAAACUACACCCUCAUCACGCCUCCCCUUCUCCAUCUCCCCCCUCAUGCACUCCCCCACUCGCUGUCCGGGUGGGAUGUCACAGCUGCCAGCCCCAUGCAGCCAAUGUUCCGGUUGUUACUGGCACGAUGAUCAUUUGGCGGGUUGUGAACUUGUGUUUAUACUGUGCAAAGGAACAAAGUUUGCAUGUUAAAAUACUGAAAGUAGCUCUUGAUUUCUAGAUUUGCACACUGGUGAAUGUGAGAGCUUCCUGCUCUUUCCCCGGCUCAGGCCUCCAUCCCUCCUCCCCACACGCCAUUCAUAUGUAAAUGUCCGACAGCUUGUGUGACAAUGCCACACUGUCAUGGUAAAACGAGUCAACACACAGGCUGUGGCAUUUAUUGCCGCGAGAAAAAAAAAAUACAACAACCGAAAAAAAACAGUCAUCCGGCCCUGGAAAACUGUGGAACCCGUCGGCAAAACACAAUCAAAUGGAAACUGUGGCGUGAUAAAGCGUCGCGCCGCUGCUGGAGCGCCGCGUGGGGUACAUUGCACAUUGAGGCCUCUGCAAACACGCACGUACUCCCCCCUCCUCCCCCCUCACCCCCUCACCCCCUCGCUCCCCCGUCCCCGCUGCCUUUGCUGUGGGCGGACCGCAGGCUCACCAUCCUCUCCCCGCUGCCGGAGCCCUCUCCACCACGAUGAGGGGAAAACUGGAGAGGUGCGGCCUCGGCCUUAUUUACACUGGACUCGCAUUUUCUUAGGUUUGGCACCGGCCGGGUAUGUGAGGGAACCGGCGGGUUGGGAAAGCCUUCAUAACUGGGCCUCUGUGAGAGGGGAAAAAGAGGCUCAGCAGUCGCUGUUGUAGGUCUUCACACACACACACACACACACACACACACACACACACACACACUGUUUUGAUUUCAGACAAGUAAAGUGCAUGAACACCAAGAAGAGCUUUAGUUUUGGGACGGCAGGAAGUCAAAAGGAGCAAAAUGUGUCUGCUGAUUCUCCAAAUCACUGUGUUGUCUUGUUUUUUUGUGUGUGUUUAUACAGCUGUGAUUUUUAUAUUGUAUGUAUUUAUUCAAUGGGAGAUUCAGUGGAAAAAUAAAACCUCCGCAGCGUGUUUUUCAGCAGCGUCCAGGUCGGUCUCCCAGAGCUCAUGGAAAGAUUCAUGUGCUGCCGUUGGUCCCUCGUCAUCAUCUGGACGGCAGCUCGGCAGGAGCAGCUGGCUCGUGUCCACGGAGGGGGUGUAUGGACGUUGUUAAUUGUAUGAUUCAUUCAGAAGUUCUGUAGAAUUGUGAAAACUGUAGAAGCUACACCAAGAAUUCAAUAACAAGUACAUACGUUUAAUAUAUACUUACUACUGCAGUUGCACUUUUGAUUUUGCUUAUUUUGUUCUCCAGACGAGAGGAAAGUACGGUGGAAAUAAAGCUUCUACAAACAAACUGAAAA
This is a messenger RNA of Gasterosteus aculeatus aculeatus (three-spined stickleback), 3372 nucleotides long. NCBI's taxonomy places the organism in Eukaryota, Metazoa, Chordata, Actinopteri, Perciformes, Gasterosteidae. The record is from RefSeq and is a predicted model, not a curated record.